Messenger RNA from Myotis lucifugus (little brown bat), 506 nucleotides. Its product is annotated as ubiquitin-conjugating enzyme E2 Q2-like. The transcript is spliced from 4 exons. The record is from RefSeq and is a predicted model, not a curated record. The coding region runs from base 1 to 471 and encodes 156 amino acids. Lineage: Eukaryota; Metazoa; Chordata; Mammalia; Chiroptera; Vespertilionidae.
AUGUCCAGGUCGGUCUGUUAUGUGUGUAACUGGGUGUCUCUGUUACAGGAGUCGUACCCGGCUUCUUCCCCAAUAUGGUUCGUGGACUCUGAUGACCCAAACCUGACCUCAGUUCUGGAACGUCUAGAAGAUUCUAAGAACAACAGUUCGCUUCGUCAGCAGCUGAAGUGGUUGAUCUGUGAGCUCUGCCGAUUGCACGACCUUCCCAAGCACCUGGAUGUGGAGCUGCUGGACCAGCCGCUGCCCACGGGCCAGAAUGGGACCACGGAGGAAGUGACGUCGGAAGAGGAGGACGAGGAGGAGAUGGCGGAGGACAUAGAAGACCUGGAUCACUACGAGAUGAAGGAGGAGGAGCCUGUCAGCGGGAAGAAGUCAGAAGAUGAAGGAAUCGAAAAGGAAAACCUGGCCAUAUUAGAGAAAAUCAGGAAGACUCAAAGGCAAGACCAUCUAAAUGUAUGUGUAAAACCCUAGAACCCCGGGCUUACGCGGCUAAGUAACGUCGUUGU